AUGCCAACGCCCAAAAGAACCCUAGCCUCUUCCAACUUCAGCGUCGCCUCCCUCGACGGAUCGAAGCACCUUUGCCACAUCCGCGGCAAGAUGCACAAGAAGGUCUGGAUCGCUGCCGGGGACAUCAUUCUCAUCGACCUCCGUGACUACCAGGACGACAAGGCGGACAUCAUCUUCAAGUAUAUGCCUGACGAGGCCCGUCUCCUUAAGGCCUACGGUGAGCUCCCUGAGAACAUCCGCCUCAACGAGGGCAUCGGAGGGCUCGACGAGGAGGACGAGGGCGGUGCCGAUGACUACAUCGAGUUCGAGGAUGAAGAUAUCGACAAGAUCUAAGGUAGUAGG
Molecule: messenger RNA, 342 nt
Organism: Zingiber officinale
Lineage: Eukaryota; Viridiplantae; Streptophyta; Magnoliopsida; Zingiberales; Zingiberaceae
Product: eukaryotic translation initiation factor 1A-like
Exons: 1
Coding region: 1-333 (110 amino acids)
Biological process (GO): translational initiation
Cellular component (GO): cytoplasm
Molecular function (GO): RNA binding; translation initiation factor activity
Source: RefSeq, a predicted model, not a curated record